GGAAUGAUUUGAUAACACAAAUUUACAGCAUAAAAUUGAAAUCGAGCAAUAACAAUCGGAUGCCUUUAUAAAAGCCCAUGCAAUACAUCCAUAACACCUUUAAAAUCAAUUGUCAAUAUCUACAAUCCGGCCUCGUUGGUCCACGCAUAAUCUAUGCAACGCUAACUGGGGUAGGGCGGGCGACCCUUAUCAGUGCGCAGCGGGAGCUCGACGCCUUCGCACGAUGGCGCGCUUCGUAACGAUAACCCCGGACAUGAGCGAGGCGGUGAUCCAGCACCUCCGGGACAACUUCUUCGCUGACGAGCCGCUGAACAAGGCGGUGUCGCUGUGCGAGCGCGGGCAGCCACACGCCGCGCUCGAGGGGCUGUGCGCCGCCACCAUGGCUGAUGGACUGUCUAUAGCCGCCAUGGAAGGCGAUACGGUCCUUGGAGUGGGUUUAAACGGCAUCUUAUGACCCGGCGACAUCGAGCAGUCAUUAGAGAAGAUCCACGAGUCAACAGACGAGAAGUUCAACAAGAUAUUCACGAUCCUGUACACCGUCAGCCGAGACCUCGACCUCUUCAACACUUAUCAGGUGGACAAGAUCCUGGAGUGCCGCAUCAUCUCGGUGGACCAGGCGGCGCGCGGCCGCGGACUCGCCAAGGAACUCAUGUCGCGAAGCAUUGAUAUCGCUAAGGAGAACGGGUUUAAGCUGUUCAAAGCGGACGCGACGGGCGCGUACUCGCAGCGCAUCUGCGUGUCGCUGGGCAUGCGCGCGGCGCGGCGCGUGCGCUACGCGGAGUACGGCGACGCGCGCGGGCCCGUGUUCCAGGUGCCGCCGCCGCACGACGCGCUCGUCGUCAUGCUUAAGGAGAUAGCCUGAACUUGGAGCAAAAAGGCUUUAUUGUAGAUAUACAAUAUGUUUUAAUGACACAUCGUAACAUGAAUUUGUUUGCAGUUAUUAAAUGAUGCAACAGUUUACUCGAGGGCAUGAGAAGAUUACUUCUGUUUUGCAGCUAAAACAUUGUCUCAUAAACUUGUUUGCUGCUAUUAAAUGAUGCAUUGGUUUGCUCACGCGUAUUUAUAGGGAUUGCCCGACUAGUUUCGCCUGGUCGCGAGUCGAGUCGACCCCACCGUGUCAGCUCUUGAGUCAAAAGCUAUUUCGGCAAUUGUGAUAAAUACGAAACCGUUGCAUCAUUUAAUAAUUCAUCAUUCUCACGAAAGUUAUUAUAAAAAUAUAAUUUGUUGUUUCUGCAAAUGAUAUACAGCGUGGAGUUAAAAUGUUAACAUUAAUGAAGACACGGCAAGGUAGAUAGU
Molecule: messenger RNA, 1296 nt
Organism: Trichoplusia ni (cabbage looper)
Lineage: Eukaryota; Metazoa; Arthropoda; Insecta; Lepidoptera; Noctuidae
Gene: AANATL7
Exons: 5
Molecular function (GO): N-acetyltransferase activity
Source: RefSeq, a predicted model, not a curated record